GGUUGGGUUUAAUAAUCUGUGGUGAAGUGUCGUGCAAUGGCCGAUUGAUGGAGAACAGUUCGUUGGCUAUUCAUCGCGAAAGCCUACAUCCGUGUAGAGUUCGGUUGUGUUUCUUCCAAUAAAAUAUCUUCCAUGCCUAAUAACAAACGGUAGUGCACAUUUUGUGAUUAUACUGACAGCUUUUAGACAGUGAAAUUAAACUUUUGUGUAGGUGUUCACAUACCAUCAAACUGUCGGUGUUAAUUCGUGUGAAACUUGUUUUUGGCUAUGUAACAGUCCUGUGGCCGCGGUGGGGUGACUUUAUGGAUCAUCCUGCCAUCUACCUAUCCCAUGAACCUCACUUCAAUCCAUACUAAUGACGUCGGCCAGUAUGCGAGUGAUCGCCUGCCACCACACGCUGUCGACACGCGGAGGACGCGACUCUGAUGCCAAACUAAUCACUCCGGUUUACCUCUCCACUUAGAUAGGCGUUUUUAAAGGUUUACUAAUUACAGUUUUAUCAAAAUAUCAUUUACACGUGCGUUGUGGCUAACACACAUGUGAAGUGAAGUGCUAGUGCUAGUGUUGUGACAGAGCUGGGACACUCCGGCUGCAGCUCGGUGUCAGUGGUGCGUGGCCGGGGCAGUCCGGCGCCGGUGGCGUUAGUCCGGGCCGGUGACGCAGGGCCCGAUGUUGGCGGCGUCAUGGCCUUCAUGACAAAGAAAAAACGGUACAAGUUUGGGGUGCAAUGCUGUCUGGAGGAGCUGACUGAGGUGCCUUUCGUGUCUGCGGUGCUGUUCGCCAAGGUCCGCCUGCUCGACGGCGGCAACUUUCAGGAACAUUCGAGCAGAGAAGAAGUGCGGAACCACGCGGUGCGGUGGAACGCGCAGUUCUCAUUCGUGUGCAAGAUGUGCGCUAACGCCAGCACCGGCGUGCUGGAGCCCGCCCUCAUGAGGGUUUCCGUUCGCAAGGAGUGCAAAGGCGGUAGGUCAUACCAGAAGCUGGGCUUCUGCGACGUGAACCUGGCCGAGCUGGCGGGCGCGGGCGAGACGACGCGUCGCUGUCUGCUGGAGGGGUACGACCCGCGCCGACGGCAGGACAACUCGGUGCUGCGCGUGCGAAUCAAGAUGAACAUGAUCUCCGGCGACCCUCUCUUCAAAGUUCCAGAGCGCAAGCAGGAGGCCACGGACGGCAUGGCGGGCGGCGACAGUGGCUCAGAGAGUGUCCCGGGCGGCACGCAACCUGACGACGACUGCGCCUCGUCCACCGCCUCCUCGGGCUUCGGCUCACUCACCAAAAAGAAGAAUUACGAGGGUAGCAUACCCCAACCUCUGUCCUUGUUGCCUUCCUGCGAGCUGCCCACCCCCGACGGGGAAGACUCGCCACUGGCCACCUCCGCGCCCGACCACCCCGGACUGACGAUGGUGGCGGCGGUGAGCGGCGCCAGCGCCCCGGCGGCGGGCGGGCCGACGGCGGGCGGCCCUGUGGCGGGCGGGCCGGCGGCGGGCGGUCCGGCGGCGGGCGGGCCGGCGGCGGCCGCGCCCUGCGCCGCCUGCAUGCAGCAGCAGCAACAUACGCACUCGCGGAACUCUUCCAACACCUCCGGGGACAUGAGCAGCAAGGCGUCCGGUUACGGCAGCUCGUCAGCUGCGUCGGCGCACUCGCGGCAGAGCUCCGAGGGCGACUCGGCCGGGGACUCGGGCCGGCCGCAUCACAACAGCGUCCCCCCCCCGUGCAAGCAGGGCCGCGCGCUCGCCCGCCUGCUCGUGCAGGCCGGCGACAGCUCGGAGCUGUACCUCACGCCCAACUGCACGCUCACCGGCCCGCCCGACGUCAUCCCGCGCCACGCGCUCGCCUCGCUCGCCUCGCCCGCCUCGCCCGCCUCGCCCGCCUCCGACCAGUAUUGCACGCCUGAUGCCACGCUCGUCAAUGGACAUGAAAACUCAUUCGCGAUGCCGACGUACUUCGACAAGAAGAAAAAAGUGGCCGCCACUAUCAUCAGCGCCGCCGUCGAGCCGCUCACCAAUUUCCAGAUCUUCAAGCAGAAGUCGCUCAACACGAUCCCUGCGUUGCUGGAGAAGAACAAGAAGAACGAGGAGCUGUUCAACAAUUUCCCUUUCCUGACGCCUCUAGCGCACAGAAAGAACUCUCUCGUAUGCAACUCGAACCGACUCUCCGGCUGCAUAGAGGACGAGUUCUAUUGCAUUCCUUCCGACCCUGAGGUGGACGUGGGCUCCUCGGAGUGCAUCGACAUCCGGUAUCGGUUCAAGAGUCUGUCGAACCAGGCUCUGAACGAGGGCAAGGUACUGACGUCGACGCCCAAGAGCGAGGCGGAGCAGCCCCGCAAGAAGGCGGCGCGGUGGCCCGAGGCGGGGCUCCGCCACAGCUACACGGAGCACGUGAGGAACCCGUCGUCGGGGUCGCUGACGGCGUCCGCGUCCGAGGGCGGCUCGCUGGAGCGCGCGCGCGCCGCGCUCGAGCGACGCAAGCGCAUGGCGCAGGCGCAGGACGACGACGCGCAGCACGUGGCAUCAGGGCGCGUGGAGAACACCCGCGUGAACCCCGACUCCCUCAUCGACGAGCUCCUCGCGAACACCAACCUCAAGCAGGCCGUGGAGGACUCCGCCGAGACGUCGGGGCUGCAGCUGUUCAUCUCGCGCGACGGCACGGCGGAGCUGGGCAGUCGCCAGCGCCAGCAGCUCGCGCGCCGCGACUACCAGCGGGUCGUGCUGCAUCCGCACGACAACAGGUAGCCUACGGCGCGGAGACGGCGGCCACGGCCGGCGCGGCCCGGUCCGGC
Messenger RNA from Spodoptera litura, 2779 nucleotides. RefSeq lists its product as uncharacterized. Lineage: Eukaryota; Metazoa; Arthropoda; Insecta; Lepidoptera; Noctuidae. The record is from RefSeq and is a predicted model, not a curated record.